Messenger RNA from Gallus gallus (chicken), 925 nucleotides. RefSeq names its product proline rich transmembrane protein 1B (gene PRRT1B). Gene Ontology annotation, cellular component: membrane. The record is from RefSeq and is a predicted model, not a curated record. Lineage: Eukaryota; Metazoa; Chordata; Aves; Galliformes; Phasianidae. The transcript has 3 exons. The coding region runs from base 13 to 495 and encodes 160 amino acids.
AGGCCUGGAGGGAUGGAGGCCGGCGGGAUGGAGGCCGGGGCGGGGGCUGAGCGCCGGGUGGUGGCCGUCAGCAAUGCGGCCUUUGAGGACGACCCGCCGCCCUACUCGCCGCCCGACCCCAAGAGCGCGCAGCUGCUGUUCCCGGUGCCUUUCCACCCCCAGCCCCAUCCCCACCCGCCGCCCUUCGUACCGCAGCCGCUGCCCUACACCGCCUCCGUGGGGCCGCCCGGCACGGGGCCUCCAACCGCCGCCCAACAGCCGCCCAAGGACUACGUGGUGGAGUCGGUGCUGGUGACGGUGUUCUGCUGCCUGCUGACCGGGCUCGCCGCCCUCCUCUAUUCACACGAGACCCGCGCUGCGCUCAGCCGUGGGGACGUGGCCCAGGCCCAGGCGGCGUCCAAGAAGGCGCAGUCUCUGGUGCUGCUCAGCCUCGUCCUGGGGCUGUUCGUCUCCUUCAGUUGGGUCGUCUACGUCCUGGUGGCUCUGUAUUGGUGACGGGGCCGCAGGGACACGGAGCGCACAGCCCAGUGCCAUUGGUGAGGAGCAGCCGCCGGGCGAUGCCAGCACCGAGCCCAGCAGCCGCGUGCAGCAGCGGUCCCUGCACCGGAGAGCUCAGUGACUCUAUUGGGGCUGACAGUGGGAGCCGCACAACGCUGCGGGCAGCAGCACAGCUCCGGGUCACAGCGGGACGCGUGGCUCCGUGCAGGGCUGGGAAUGGAGCAAACGGCCCCGCAGUGCGCAGCCACAGCGGGCGGCUCUGCAUGGGCCGCUCUGGGCGUGCGAGCGCAUGAGAAGUCCCCCUGGUAAUUAGGAAUGUGCAAAGAUUCCCUACAUAUUUUAGCUUCUACAGCAAUCCUGCAUGCACAGCUGUGCUGCAUCGCCUCCUCCUCGCCGCUUCGUUUUAAAUAAAGCACACACAGCCAAA